AUGCGUCCUUCGUUCAAAGCGUUUCUUGGUGGUUUGAGCCUACUGUCCAUUCAAAUUAGGGCUGUUCAUGGCCAUGCGGUCAUUAUUGCAGUAGCAGGAGACAAUGGUGUCACGGGUGCCGGAUUUGGUAUGGUCAGCUCCGUUCCUCGCGAUGGAACCGACGAACAGCCUUUCCAAAUCGAUACUUCAGUAUUCAAGAAUCUGAUUGCUGAUCCCUGUGGUGCGACACUCGCUGGAGGGAGCGUUAAUAUUGCCAACUCCCUCGCUGCUGCCGAAAAGGCCGGCAAUGGUCAACUUCCAGCUCUAACCGAUGACAUGGUCGCUAGUAUAACGUUGCACCAGGUCAACGGAGAUGGAGGAGGUCCAUUUACCGCCAUGUUCAACGCUGACGGUACCGGCCUCAAAUGGCAGAAUGCUACUGUCGUCACACAGGCCCCAGGAGAGAAUGGCCUGCUUGUGGGUGGGCCUUUCAACUCUUUGUUCGAGGCCCAGCUUCCGGCCGGGACUAAAUGCACCGGGGGUACCAAUGGCGAUGCGUGUCUUAUUCGCGUUUCAAACGGCGGUGCAGCAGUUGGAGCGGGUCCAUUUGGCGGUUGCUUUGCGGUUCAAAUGCCAAACAACGGGGGAGGAAAUUCUACUACUGGUAACGGCACUGGUGGGAAUCGUAGCGGACGCAAUCGCAAUAACCAUAAGCUUCAGCGUUCGAAUGACAUAUCACAGCUGAAACGCCAGAUUCAACGUCUCGUUCGUCGCUUGUCGAUUAGUCCCAGCGAGGCUAAUGACUUGAUCACUGCGGCGGGUAGCGCGCUCAAUGUUCCUAUUGAUCUAUUGGCCGGACAAGAUGAUGCGUCUCCAAAUGGCGGGAAUUCCACGACUGCCAAAAAUGCUGUUAUUUCGGUCAAGCAGGCAGAGCAGCUCAAAGUGGCUGUUAAGGAUGCGGUUAGCAAGGCUAUCGAAAUGAUGGCAACUGGUGCUGUGACACCCACAAGCGGAGCAGUAGCGACUCAAGUCAAUUCCAAUCCGGACCUUGCAAUCACGCGUAACCAAGAGAUGAGCGCCUCGUUCUCUUCAAGCCUCGCCACGUUUGUGUCGGAGCCCGUGGGCCAACCGGCUGGUACAGCGAUCAUCACCGCUACUGCUACCGGGGGUACCGGUGCUACUAGGACCACCGCAGCACCCACUGCUACCUCAACCUCAACUCGCGGCAAUGGAAACGGUCGAAACCGCAACAACAACGGAAACGGAAACGGAAACGAAACGGAAACGGACAUGGCGGGAACCGAAACCAAAACCAGAACAAUCGCAAUGACGCUAACGGGGAUGGCACCAACCGUAAUGCAGACACGAACCACCAAGUCAUUUACUCUCUUUGACAUUCAAUUUAAAUCUACAAAUCACACCACACCCCUGAUCGUGAUGGACUUUGCGAGGAGAGAUAUGCUCGUUGAGCGGAGAUUUGAGGUGAUAGGCGCGGGCCCCAGGCUAGGAAAAAGGCAAGAUCCGGAGCCAACAACUACCGAAUCAACGCCUGCUCAAACUCCAACAUCUUCAACGCCUCCUGGAACCACUAGUAUUCUGCCGACUAGCACUACCCCAACUGCUUCGACCGCACCGAUCGAAACUACUACCAGCCCAACCAGUCCUACCAGUAGCGAUCCUGUCAGCACCCCUGUCAGCACUCCCACCAGUACUACUCCCGUCAGCACUCCUGUUACUUCAGGGCCUUCCACUCCUAUCGAAACCUCCCAACAAUCUACCCCCACUUCUGCCUCCCCUACUUCUCCUACGGACCCGGCUCAGACUAGCUCAGCUGCGUCUCAGUCUUCUCCAUCGGCAACCUCAGAGAUUUCGACAUCUGCUGCUGGUACUACGAAUGCUCCACACCGUACCGUUCUGUCCACCUCGACUUCUGUCGGGCCCACCGCUUCUCCAUCAAAUUCAGGCUCUUCCAAUAACACCGGUGCGAUCGUUGGGGGUGUAGUAGGGGGUGUUGGGGGUUUGCUUUUACUCAUAGCUUUGCUGUGGUUCAUUCGGCGGAAAACGCAUAAGGACAAAUUCGAAGAAAAUAUGUUCGCUCCGGAUCGGAACGUGGAUAGGCGGGAAAUGGAUCUCGCAGGAGAUGAUGUUGAUGACCCCGAAGCGAUCGCACGGCCCUACCAUCUCCCACCUUCUCCGACCCGGAAUGAAAUGGCAAUGUCCGCUGGUUCGCAGCCUCUUUCCGCGCAAAGUCACGGCCGGCCAUUGUCUGAACUUGAUGAAGCAACCUCGGGAAUGUCUCGACCCACCUCGGGGACGAGCUAUUAUACACAGCCUGGUUCUGGUAUGGGGAUGCCUAUGCCUAUGUCCAUGACUAUGCCCAUGCCCAUGCCAAUGUCCCGCGAUCACAUUGCCUAUACGCACUCACGGGCCAAUUCAACACACGAUCACCUCACUCAACCAUCAGAGCCCGCCACGUCGGAGGGCGGUUCAUCUUCGGCCCGCCUUAUGAAGGACCGCGAGGCAAGGCGCCUCCACGUGGCCAACGACAAUGAGGUAAUUGUACAUACAGACGGUGGCCGGGUGGAUGAAGAACCCGAGGAAGAUGCUCCGCGGGAAAUUCCACCAACGUACGAAUCUAUUGGCGGUCCGUCGGGGGCUCGGUAG
Rhizoctonia solani is the source of this 2643-nucleotide messenger RNA. RefSeq lists its product as uncharacterized. Lineage: Eukaryota; Fungi; Basidiomycota; Agaricomycetes; Cantharellales; Ceratobasidiaceae. The coding region runs from base 1 to 2643 and encodes 880 amino acids. The transcript has 15 exons. The record is from RefSeq and is a predicted model, not a curated record.